AUGGUAUCAAUAUUUUUUGAAAAACGUAAUACACUAUUAAUAACAGGUGUUUUAAUGUUAUGCACAGCUCCACGAACAUAUUCUAUUGCAGAAUCACAAGGAGAAAUUCAUCCACAACAUUCAGUUGAUAUAGUUGUACGUCUGCUUGAUACAUCAUCAAGUUCAAAUGUUGCACAUAAAAUCCGUAUACAAUAUUUUGAUCGUCGAAAACCACAAGAUCUAAUUGGCAAACGAGAUAUUAUAUGUACGAUAUUAUCGUUUAAACCAUUAGAACAAAAUUUUGAUGAUGAAAUUAAUAAUUCAUCAAGUCGAAUAAGAACGACAACAACAAAAAUUUCACAACAAGAAAUACGAGAUCCAUUAGUUGUUUUGAUUUUAAUUAUACUCAGUGCUAUAUGUGCUUUGAUACUUAUUUUACCAACAAUAUCUAAUAAUGAAAGUAAUUUAAAAACAUAUCUAACAUCUUAUUUACAUAUGACAACUAGUUCAAAAAUUGUAGCUAGUUAUAUUCUUGAGAAUAGAAAAAAAAUGCUUCCAUCAAGAGGUUCAACUCAAACGAAAUCUGCUGAGACAACAUUUUCACAGAGGACUGGUAUGAUUUAUAUUUUUAAUAUUAUUGUUGGUACUGGUGCAUUAGCUCUUCCAAAAGCUUUUCAUGAAGGUGGUUAUGUAUUGAGUACUUUGUUAUUAUUAAUACUUGGAUUUUUUAGUUAUAUAUCAGCAACAUAUAUGAUUGAAGCAAUGGCUAUUGCAAAUUUUAUGCGAAGAAAAAUAGUAAAUCGACGUCUUGAUACAAUCGUACCAACAACAAGUGAUGAAGAAGAAAAUAUGGUUGAAUCAGAUCGAGCAUCAUUGUUACCUAGAACAAUUAAUGACGAUGAUGUAUAUAUUUCAACAGGAACUGAAGAACGACAUGAUUUUGACAUUGUCGAAAAAAUUGAAAUGGGUGAAAUGGCAGAUAUGUUUUUAAAUAAGUUGGGUUUAGUGAUAUUUUAUUUUUGUAUAUCAUUAUAUCUCUUCGGAGAUUUGGCAAUUUAUGGUUCAGCUGUACCGAAAUCAAUUCGUGAUGUUAUUUGCACAUAUGAACCAACCAAUUGUACAAAUAUCACGAUGAAUGAUUUAUGUUGGGCAAGUUCUUCAUUAACACGGCAUCAUGUUUAUCAAAUAUUUGUGGUAAGAUAA
Rotaria sp. Silwood2 is the source of this 1182-nucleotide messenger RNA. The record is from the annotation of a GenBank genome assembly. NCBI's taxonomy places the organism in Eukaryota, Metazoa, Rotifera, Eurotatoria, Philodinida, Philodinidae.